UUGUAUGCGCGAAGACACCGACUGCUCGUGAGGGUAUGGCAGUAAACCACAGCUGAAAUUGUCCUCACUAAAACAGUUUUGCACAUUAUAUUUUUCAGUAUGGAACUAACAGUGAAAGUUACAGAUAUGUCUCCACACAUAUGAAGUUUCUGGUGUAACGUGUAUCUGGAUCUGAAAUAAAUCCUGCAAACGAUGGAUCCCAUAACGAAGUGGUCGCCGAAGUGUGUGGUCGAAUGGAUGAAAGGGCUGGAUGACAGCUUGCAGCAGUAUGUCAUAAACUUUGAACGUGAGAAGAUAGAUGGUGAGCAGCUGCUAAAGAUCUCUCACCAGGACCUGGAGGAGCUAGGCGUGACCCGGGUCGGCCACCAAGAACUGGUGCUGGAAGCCGUGGACCUCCUGUGUGCCCUGAAUUAUGGGGUAGAGACGGACACCCUGAAGAACCUGGUAGCCCAGAUGAGGGCGGCUUCCAACAACCUGCAGAACCACGCAUCAGAGCGCAGGAGAAGCCCAGUGUUAGAGGCGAGUUCAGCCCGCAAGCCCCCCAACGAGUUCCUCACCUCCAUGGUGGAGCUCAUCGGUGCUGCCAAGAGCCUGCUGGCCUGGCUGGACAGGACGCCGCUGGCCGGGAUCAGUGACUUCUCUGCCACCAAGAACAAGAUCAUUCAGCUGUGCCUGGAUCUCACCAGCGCUGUGCAACAGGAUUGCACAGUCUAUGAAAUGGAAGAAAACAUUUUGGAAGUGGCAAAGGUAUUGAAUGUCAUCUGUGAUCAGACAGUGAAGAACACCUCUGAUCCUCUCGUAAGCCAGCCCCUGUGCCUGGAGGAGGUCCACCUGAGCCGCGUCACACCUGGGGAGGGACUGGGCAUGUACAUUAAGUCAACAUAUGACGGGCUUCACAUCAUCACUGGAACUACAGAAAAUUCUCCAGCAGAGAGGACCGGCAAGAUCCAUGCUGGCGAUGAGGUCAUCCAGGUCAACCGGCAGACAGUGGUGGGCUGGCAGCUAAAGAACCUGGUGGCUAAGCUGAGGGAGGACCCUGCCAACACCUUCCUGACUGUGAAGAAGAGGCCCAUGGGGUCGGCCUGCUUUGCCCCUGCUCCCCUGAAGAACAUGCGCUGGAAGCCUCCCCUGGUGCAGAGCACUUCAUGUCCGCCUAAGGCAAAGUCUCCCAGCCUAUCGGAGCGCUCCAUCCGGAAGGAGAAACCUGCCAUUUUGGACCUGUACAUCCCGCCUCCUCCAGCUGUUCCCUACACACCCCGAGACGGGAGGUCCGGUUUGUGCAUUGGGGAUAUCAUCAGGCCCAGAGGCUCCGAGUCCCCCAACUCCUUUCUUGACCUGGAGGGAAGAAGGCGCACCAUAGCUGAGUGUGACGACCAGCGGAUCACACUCCCUGUGGAAGUGAACGUGCUGCAGGAGUGGAGAAGGGAUCGGGCCCCCUCCCGGAGUAAGCCCCGACCUUUAUCCAUGCCAGUGGACACUUCUGUUGACCAAAAUGACUCCUUCUCACGGCCAUGGACAGCAGGAGGAAAAGGCGGCAGUAUUAUGCACAGGUAUCUAAGCAACGAGCAGAUCCCCGCCAUCUCUGAGGAAAGCCCAUCUUUCCAGCCACACAACAGGCCCACAGGCAGCAGGCAUCUGUUCCGUGGCAUGGAUCGUGUCCGGGGAAGCCGCUGCGUCAUAGAGAGCGUCUUGCACAAUAGCGCCACCAUUCCCUAUCAAGAGGAGCCCGCUAAAAAGACGCCCGUCACCUCGGCCCCAAAAGCGGCAGUAGUGGAAACUUCGCUACUGGGUAGCUGGAUCUCCCGGCUAAAGCUGCUGACUCCCUUUAUGCUGCUGUUAUGUGGUGGGAGGGAGCAACCAGAGAAGUCGCUUCUCAGUUUAGAGCAGCUGAUGGCCACACAGACUUCGCAAUCCGAAGAUCUCUCUCUCCAAAGGUUACCCUGCCGACAAGAUCCUAACGGAACUAUGAGCCGAAGGAAGAUCUCUGUUAAAGAGCUGGGUGUCACCGAGUGCCAGGGCUGGCUGCACAAGAAGAGGGAGGUGAAGGCCUUUCUGGGAAUCAAGUGGAGGAGAUACUGGUUUGUACUGAAGCAAGCCUUGCUUUACUGGUACACAGAGCCAACGGCUGAGAAAGCUAUGGGGUACAUAAAUGUAGCGGAAUUCACGAUCGAACAAGCCUCAGAGUGCAAAAGAAAGCAUGCAAUGAAGGCCAGCAACCCACACCUCAAGACUCUGUACUUCGCCGCUGACAACGCUACAGGGAUGAACAAAUGGUUAAGAAUACUUGUCCAGGUGUCCCAGCAAAACUCCCCUUCAGAUAAAAACACAGAAGAAUGUUACAGCGAAGAGAGUGACCAUGAGGAAGGGACAGAUGUGGAACAGGCAGGCUCUGAAGGGUCCGCUUCUCAUGCCAAGCACACAUCUAGUGAAGACACGGUUGUUGCCAUGGCAAUGCAGAACUCCACAGCAUCCCCAAUCAAACGGAAUUCAUGGCUUAACAGCAUGACGCAGUCCUGCUGGAACUCAGACGAUGCCAUUGCUGUGCAGAAGAGUGUCCCGAGCUGCCCUCUUGUAUGGGUGUCCACGACAGCCACGCAGAUCGGGGAUCCGGCCCAGGAGUUCAAAGAAGUCCCUGAUGAAAUGGAAAGACUGUACGUCCAGCUGAAGCAAGCUAGCCUGUACCCCACUGGCGAGCAGAAGCCCCUGACUGAAAGAGACUUCAGAAGUUCCUUCAUCAGACGCUGCAAAAACAACACCCUCAAUGAGAAGCUCCACCACUGUAGGGCGCUAAGAAGCACACUUAAGGCGAAAGAGGCUGACCUUUUGAUCAUUGACCAGGUGCUGGCAGAGCCGUGUCUGACCACUACACAGUACAGGCAAUGGAAGGACGCUAAUUCAGUGCUUCUGAAGGAGAUCUGCAGAUCACUAACAGAAACUAGCAAACAGAUAACAGCAGCUGAUAACUUAACCAUACAUCACAACGAAGGUGUGAAAUGAGCAGCGUGUCCGCUCAUGUGUCAGCCAGCUUGUUGCCUGUUGUCAAUACAAUAAAUACAAGAUAAUAAACACUUAAGAAUACCGUACCUCUCAGUCCACUGCACCUAUCUUGUUUUUAUAGAAACUGUUUAAUAGAAAUCCCAUCUGAAAUGUGCAGACUUUAAUGACUGGUUUCAAAUUAGCAUUUGGACCGCAGUAUUACUUUCAUUACUCGGCAGUAGCCAUUUUCCAACCACCUACAGGGGAUUGGGACCCAAAACUCUUCAGAGUUCAUCAUUUAGAUGUUUGAUGUCUAGAUUUAAUGCACAGAAGUUAACUUGCAAAGUAAACUGUAUUAUUACUGCAACAGACUCACAGACCGUACGGUGUAAAUACAAUGACCACAAUAUGUUAUUUUUACUGUCCUACCCCUUUUUAAUGCUCAUGCAAUGUGACAGAAUAUGCAUCCAUCCAUUUUCCAAACCUGGGUCGCAGGGGGUCCAGAGCCGGAAGCAAUGGGCACGAGGCAGGGAACCCAGGAUGGGGGGCCAGCCCAUCACAGGGCACACUCACACACCAUUCACUCACACACCAUUCACUCACACAUGCACACCUACAGGCAAUUUAGUAACUCCAAUUAGCCUCAGCAUGUUUUUGGACUGUGGGGGGAAACCGGAGUACCCGGAGGAAACCCCACGACGACAUAGGGAGAACAUGCAAACUCCACACACAUGUGACCCAGGCGGAGACUCGAACCCGGGUCCCAGAGGUGUGAGGCAACAGUGCUAACCACUGCACCACCAUGCCGCCCCCAGAACAUACAUCUGUUAUGGAAAUUUAUUUGAACAUAAAUUGCAUUAAACGCAUCCAUGUAAAAAAUGUAAAGCCUACAGACAAGGCACAAAUAUAUACAACAAGCCCUGCACAUUUUUGGGUUUCCCUUCAUUUAACACACCUGAUUCAACUCCUUGCACCUCCCUGUGCUGAUUACCACAGAGCUCUUGAGCGGAGUCAUUUGUGGUUUAACAGGAUAAAGAACUAAGCUACACAGGGCUCCAGCCCCCCAGGACUGCAGUCUGACAUCCAUCAUCUAAACAUUAGAUCCAAUAGCUCUGAAUCAAUUAGAGGAUUCGUUUCAUCCUUGUGUUUAUGUUUAUUCUUUAUAACUGAAAAACAAGAUGCUAAUCAACUAUGUUUUGUAUUUAUAAACAUAUGUAUAAAUAGAUCUAUGUCUGUAUAUAAUUUUGUACUACUGAACAAUGGCGAUCUAUUAAUAAAACCCAUAUUUGAUUAAUCAUCAUUAUCCUUA
Messenger RNA from Brienomyrus brachyistius, 4285 nucleotides. RefSeq names its product cnksr family member 3 (gene cnksr3). Gene Ontology annotation, biological process: regulation of signal transduction. The coding region runs from base 193 to 2997 and encodes 934 amino acids. The transcript has 22 exons. The record is from RefSeq and is a predicted model, not a curated record. Gene Ontology annotation, cellular component: cytoplasm; membrane. Lineage: Eukaryota; Metazoa; Chordata; Actinopteri; Osteoglossiformes; Mormyridae. Gene Ontology annotation, molecular function: protein binding.